Brassicogethes aeneus is the source of this 9527-nucleotide messenger RNA. NCBI's taxonomy places the organism in Eukaryota, Metazoa, Arthropoda, Insecta, Coleoptera, Nitidulidae. The record is from the annotation of a GenBank genome assembly.
AUCAUUGUUCCGCACUAACUUCGGGUUAUUCAACAACUGACUGAAAACAUGGCGAAAUGUUUCUUGUGAGGCAGACAAAAUGUGUUCAGUUUUUAUAGACUUAUUAAAUUAUUUCAUUAUAUAUAAAGUUGUGUUAGGUGUAUUGUAAAAAAUGACAACUUUACAAUACGUUGUUCAUCCUUUACCGGGAACGGAGGAUCAAUUCAAUGAUAGAUUAAAGGAAGUAGCAGAUAGAAUAAAUCGUUUAGGCUACAACUCACAUCCUGGCUUAUCAAAUCUUCGUGCAAGUGUAAAAAAAAUAUGUCUAGCUUCGACUUAUAUAGCUCUUCUGUUAGAUGAUGGUCAUGUUUGUCGUGUUUCCUAUAACGUUUUACCAGAUAGGUUAGAUUUGAGUAAAAAUGAUGCCACCAAAAAAUCUUGGAUGUUGCGAAGUUCGGGAGGGGGUGGAACUGGGGGUUCUGGGGCUGGAAAUGGGGCUGGGGGCAGUGGCAGUAGUAAACCUGCUGGAAGUGGCAGACAGAUUACAAGAACUAGAGCCAGAAUUAUGAGAUCCAAUACUGCCAUUCGAGGGGGUAGUAACAGUGGUAGUAGAAGUGCUCCUGUAAUAAUAGGAACUAGUACUUCUAGUAGUGGAAGACCUCUUGUUACUGUACCAGCUCCAUAUGUGCCUGAAGAGCUUGUUUCACAGGCUCAGGUUGUUUUACAAGGAAAAAGUCGAAAUUUAAUAAUUCGCGAACUACAAAGAACAAAUUUGGACGUAAAUUUGGCAGUAAAUAAUCUUUUAUCUCGCGACGACGAAGAAGGAGAAGAGGGCGAUGACGCAGCCGAUUCUUACGUACCGGAAGAUCUUAUCUCUCUAUUGGAUGGCGGUUUUCAUACCGACCAUUCGGUCAUCAUCGACGCCGACGCCAUGUUUUCCGAAGACAUGUUCGGCUACACCGGAAUCAGAAACUUCCUUAACAGCCGCGGCAGCAGCAGCAGAAACCGUUUGCCCGAUCGCGAUGCACCGCCCAGCAAUAAUUCCAGUUCCGACAGGGACCGGGAAAAUUUGUCGCGUUGGAGGGAUCGCCAGUAUUUUGGACCCAGAAGAUGGCUGGAAACCGCACUUAGGGACAGCCCUUACGAAAAAGAUUUAGAACACAAAAAGAAAGAUACCGCCUGCCCUAUCUGGAUAUCCGACGAUUUGGAGUUUUGGCCUGAGCCAGCUCCAAAAUUUGUUCAAAUCGCAACUCUUUACAGCGAGCUUAUAGCUCUCUCAUCAACUGGACAGCUUUAUCAAUGGAAGUGGAACGAUCAUGAGCCUUACAAACAUGCAGAGAAUCCAAAUAUUCAUCAUCCAAAAACUAUACCACUAAAUUUGACCGGAGAAAAAGUGGUUCAUUUAUCAGCUUGCUCAACGAGGUGUUCCGUUUCCACUGAAUCUGGAAAAGUUGCAACCUGGUUAGAUGAACUUCUUACUACGGCGUCAAGCAAGCUGGAACAUGCAGCGCAGGCCUACACGGAGUUUCAAACCGAUAAAAUCGUAGCACUUCAUACGUGUCCUCUCUACACGGUAGCUAGAUUGGAUAGCGGCAGCCUUUAUUGGUGGGGUGUGUUGCCUUUUGCCCAACGCAAACGUUUAUGGGAGAAAUAUCGCACGAAAUGCCGAAAACAGAGACCAUCUAGCAACCAAUCGGAUAUCACCACGGGCUCGCAGGUUUGCAUGAAAAACAGUCCAAUGUAUCAGCCUGGAGCGAUUGCUUUUACGGUCGCCGGUGGAGUGCCCAAAGUGGGUCAACUUCAAAAUUCCGCUUGGACUUUGAGCGACACUUGCACAUUUAAAAUCAUCAACGUUGACAGUAAAAGUACAACUGCUGGGGACAAGGGACGUGGAGAUGCUAGUGGACCUGGAACCAGUGGACUAACCAAUUUAUCGACUAAAAAUACAUCAAUAAAAGAAAACAACGAUCGUUUAGAUAUGCCACCUCCGCCGUCACCAGCAUCCAGCACGUGCAGUGACACAGGAAGCAUCACGAACAGCCACAAGCGUCAAAAACGUCUUGUGGCAACCGGCUCCGAAUCUAGUGGAGAUCAGCGCAAAGACGAAGAAGAAUGGCUGCUGCGCGACGUUAUUUUCGUGGAAGACGUGCGCAGCGUGCCCACCGGUCGCGUACUAAAAAUCGACGGCAGCUACGCAGCCGUUAAAUUCCCGACUGCGCAUACUAAAGAACGCGAAUCGAAGGACGCAGACGAUAUUCUGCAGGAUUGCAGGCUGAUGAGAAAAGACGAACUGCAAGUUAUUAAAUCCUCGUCGAACUCCAGAGUUCCGGAUUGUUUUCAGAGAACGCCCAGAAGAGUUCAAAUUUCGGAAACCGGAGGUCAAAUUUUGACGGUGGCUGUCGACGGUCAAGGCAUCCAUGCGGUCGUAAGAAACGGCACUAAAUUAAGUUACGUGGUGUACAACAUAAGCUCUGGCAGAGUCGAGCAAGACAACGCUUUUCCCAGCGAUACGGCCUCAUUUAUGGGCUUGUACCCAUCUUUGAUUAAUUUGAUUUGUGCGGGGGAGAGUUCUGAAUCGAUUUUGAUAUUGAGGGACGGAAAUAACACCAUAUAUCCUUUGGCAAAAGAUUGCGCUGAAGCUAUAAGAGAUCCACAGUUUUUGGAUUUACCUCCUGUGAAAUGUCUUGCCGCUGGAACUUUAUCCUUGCCCUGCUCUGGCCUUAAUAUGAAGAACCAGGUUGCUAUAUUGGUGUUUGCGUUGGAACAACAAUUGUUGAUGCCGAAAAUUUUACGAUGCGAUAUUGAUGGUGUGCGACAAGUUUUAUCACAAUUGGACAAUGACAUGAAAAGUAACAAUGCCAUGCCAUCAUUCUUAAACGAACGUUGCGACGGCAACAGGAACAUUUUCCAUGCUGUUGUCAAUAUGUGCACACCCACAUCCAACAAAGACGCUGAUAGCGAUGCGCAAAAUUUCGUUCAAGAAGAACCCUUGCCAAAUCACAACUGGCCUCCAGAGUCCUUCGAUGUCACUUCUGGCGACGAGGAUAGUCUCAUGGGUUUGGGAAGCAGUGCUGCCAAUAAAGGAAACAGUAACAGCAAUAAUGCCUCUAGUAAUCUAAUCGUUGAUCCAGCGGAAAGAAGAACCAACGCAGUGCAGAUAUUGCAUUCUUUACUCUUUGAAUCUACUGCUUUGGAGUUGCAUCUUAUAGAAUUGUUAAGUGCAAAAGAUGCUCAGGGUCAAACACCAUUCAUGUUGGCGGUAUCCUCCCGAAGCUAUCCAGCAGCUUUGGAAAUUUUCGAUCGUAUCAAUAAAUUGGGUACCGCGCAGGAGAAGGAAGAAAUGAUAUUCCCCAAGGGUUCUAACGCCGACCAUUCCCCACUGCAUGUUUUAUGCUGCAACGAUACGUGCAGCUUUACGUGGACUGGCGCCGAGCAUAUAAACCAGGAUAUUUUCGAAUGUCGCACCUGUGGAUUGACCGGAACGCUUUGUUGUUGUACCGAGUGUUCAAAGGUUUGUCACAAAGGGCACGACUGUAAGUUGAAAAAGUCUUCCCCCACGGCCUACUGCGAUUGUUGGGAAAAAUGCAAAUGUAAAGCUCUGAUUAUGGGCAACCAAACUGUACGUUUUGAGCUGCUCACCAGAUUGGUGAAAGAGACAGAUCUAGUUACUCUAGCAAAUUCACGAGGAGAGAGUAUCUUGUUAUUCUUAGUACAAACUGUUGGCAGACAGAACCAGGAACAAAGGCAAUUCAGAACUUCAAGGCCCAGGACUGCUUCAGCAAACUCAAGAAACAAAACUCCAUCUUCGGACAUUGAAUCUGAUAUGCCAGAGCACGAUCUGGAACCUCCACGGUUUAGCCGCAAAGCUCUAGAGUGCCUUUUGGGCGAUUGGAAGGCCGUAAAAAGCAUGAUCAUGUCCGGAACGCGGGAAUCUAACGACACUCAGUACGCCGAUCAGCCUUAUGUGGCUGGUCAAACGGGCACCACCCUCCUGGACAAAUUCACUCAUUGUUUUCUGGUCAAAUGCCAGAUGGUGUUGGACAUUCUCCUGGACACCCUUAUCAAAGAAAUGAAGAACCCCGAUCCUAAACAAGCCGAAGCCGCUUCGUUCGUUGCCCGUAGGUUCGUCAGAUCCGUCGUCAGGAUAUUCGUGAUAUUCAGCAUUGAGAUGGUGCCGAAUGCCUUGAAGAGAAGAACGCUUGUGAAUCAGAAUCAACCGUUGACGAAGUGCAAGAGGAUUUUCCAAUCGUUGUCCAAACUUUCCAUCGAGGAGUUGUGCGAGACAGCGGAUUCUUUGAUUGCGCCUGUCAGGCUUGGUGUUGCUAGACCUACAGCGCCAUUCACCUUGGCCACAUCACCAAAUGAUAUAUUAAACGGUUCUGAAGAGUUAUUCCUGGUCGAUCCUCUUGCUCCAUCAGGUGGGUCUCGUUUAGCUACCAAUACCGCUUCUAACGAUACGUACCCGUUCCUGGCUGAGGCUGUACGUAGAGCUCGAGCCAGCGCGAGGGACAUGCUUAACGACGUCAAUGACGGCGAAAGUAUGGCCAUCGAUAACGAUGACGACAACGCGUCGGAGCACGAAGACGCGCCCACCGAUGCGGACGCACCUUCCGGCGACAGGCAGGUGUCGAUGUCGGAGAGCGAGGCGCCCGAAGUGCCGUCCGAUCAGCAGGAGAACGCGCGCAUGCAGGGCGAGGACAGCGACACGGAGCUCGACCUGCUGGCCGAGACGGAGUCGGACAGCGACGACAAUCACAGCAAUCAGGACGCCGCCUCUGCGCAGAGGUCCGUUCAAACGGGUGCCACCGCAGGUUCCGACACCGGAGGUAUGCUGCUAUUCCCCGAAGACGAGAGCGGCGAUUCUAGCCAGCAGGAGGAGGAAGAAAGCGAAGCGGGUGAAUCUGAUGAACAAGAUACCGAGGACUAUACUUUAAAUGACGAGCAAUUAGAAAGAAGAAGAAGCCGUUACAGCAAUGCGGCGGGUCAUGGUCAACGCGGCAACUUGGCGCCGCAGAACAUGCAGUGGGCGAUCAGAUCGCGCGAAGCCAGCAGAUCGACAGGAGUUCGUCUCGCCAACGGUUCAAACUUGGUCUUUAUUGACCCGAGCUCACUGAGGAGGCCGGCCACAGGCAGCGCAACCGUAACUGCCAGCUCCGAACCCAUCACCAUGUCGACCACUGCCAGCUGUUUGGCUAGAGCCUUUGGUAUCGUUGUGAGACAAAUCGCUGAUUUGCUGACAACUAUUUCGGACGUAAAUCAGCUUUUGCCACCUUCUGCACACGUGGAGGGUACACAAGACGACAUUCUUAAUGUACAGAUUUAUUUGGAGUUUCGUUUAAAACCCACCUGGGAUUGGUUGUUGACCGUAAUGGACGCGACCGAGGCGCAAUUGAAGUUUGGUGCGUCUUUAACAAAUUCUUUGGAUCUUACAAGUCCUGGUCAUCCACUAAACGCUGGUUUAAACGCUGGAGGUGGGCAACGCACUGUGCCUGCAGCUACAUUGGCUUCACUAGUUGGUUCUGGAUCGACAAGUAACGCAAGAAGUCACAGAACGCACGCUGUUACAGGCACUGCCGGCGGUACUACUGGUAGAAUCGUAGGUUUUUCCACAAAUUCUGAAGGUGGACGGUCCAGACCUGAAAGAGAAAGCGGUGACGCGCACGCGGCCAGAAGGGAAUUCCUUUCUUAUUGUCUUUCACUGAUGAGAGCACACAACAACGAACACUUGGAUUCUCUACCGAUUCUCGAUGUUUCGGCUUUAAAACAUGUAGCGUACGUGUUUGACGCUCUGAUUUACUUCAUGCGUUCCGGCACUUCGGAGGGCAGCGUAGAUAACGAACCUCGCGGCGCCGGCACCAGGGACGGCAUUCCGCUGCCGCCCUGGCACGACCAGGACGAGAACGAAAACGAAGAGGCCGACGAAGAUAUCGCAGUUGCAAUGGAAACAGACUCUCUGGACGAUCAGGAAGUCUCCAAUUUGAACGCUUCCAACGCUGGAAGCGGUAAAGGUAGAAAACAUUCGUUUUUCCAACGCUCUGAAUCCACGUUGUGUUUGGGUUGUCCUCCGCCCGAUCCGUUCGAGACGCCCAUGUCGGAGGCUCUGCCACUGGCGGACCAACCGCAUUUGUUGCAACCUAAUGCGAGAAGAGAAGAAUUGUUCGGUAUUCCUAAACAACCCGUUACUCUUAACUCGUCAGGUACAAACUCCGAUAACCCCCUAGAACAACUGCCGACUAAACUUAGUUUGUCGACUCGUACGACCCACUACGCGAUGAGUCAGCCCGCCAAAGCUAAUCACCCGAUAUCGAGUUCUCUAAACGUGAUGGGUCCCAAUCCUCUGGUGUAUCCGCAAAGUUACGACCCAGAGGCGGAUCCUGAAGAAAAACGCCUGUCUAAAGAAGUGCAAACUGAAACUGGCACGGGACAAUCGUCCGCAAGUGCAAGCUCAUCCAGCUCUAAAACUGAGACUUCAGUCGUUUCAAGCUAUAAUAGUUUGACGGAAAUGCAACCGUUUGAGACACUUUUAUACGCGGUCAAAAACGAAACUGGAGACAUUGAUGAGAGGCCUCAAGAUUUAUCAAGGAGUGUUGAGAAAUCCAAUGAAAAUUAUGCGGGUGAACCCACAGCAAGACCACAGAUUAUAGUGUCUCCCAGAAAAGUUGCAGAGACAUCUAGCCAGGAAAUGUUCUCUUCUGGAUCUUCAAGCUCUGGUCUGCAAAAUUCAGAAAGCAAUACAGACUUAUACAAUCAAGGAACCUCUGGUGCUCUAUCCGGAGGGUCCACCACACCAUCCAGAAUCCCUAGCAAGAGUGUCAUUGUCAGAGCUGGAUCCUCAGCGGGUGGUAGUUUGUCCCAGAAGCUGGGCGAUUCUGAAGUUAUGAUGUCUUUAGACAACCAACAACCAGAAACCUUGGAAAACCAAGAAAUUUCCGCAAACGUGACAGUUGUGACAACCGCGGUAAAUAAUGACGUUGCUAAACCAUCGUUAGGGCAAUCCGUAUCUCACGAUUUGCUGCUUGGCAGAUGGCGUUUAUCUCUUGACUUGUUCGGUAGGGUUUUCAUGGAAGACGUCGGUUUGGAACCGGGUUCCAUAGUUUCGGAAUUGGGCGGUUUUCCUGUGAAAGAAGCGAAAUUUAGACGCGACAUGGAAAAACUGCGCAAUAAUCAGCCCAGAGAUUUAACGUUGCUCAAAAUCGAACGCGACAGAACCCAGUUGCUAUUGCAGACUUUUAAAGAACUAAACACUCAGUAUAACAGUUACAACCGACGUACUUCAUCUUCUCCCCCGUUGGCCGUCAGUCGCGUAAAGGUGACAUUCAAGGACGAGCCCGGCGAAGGCUCCGGCGUGGCCCGCAGCUUCUACACGGCCAUAGCCGAGGCGAUCCUUUCGAACGAAAAGCUGCCCAGUCUGGAGUCGGCGCAAGUGGACAACAAGUACUCGUCGCAGUACAGCGUUCUGCAACGGCUGCGCAGAGAUCGUAGCGACGUGCUGCGCAGAUCUGUGCCGCUUAGGGGCUCGAACAGGUCGUCCAGAGACCAUCAUAGGCGCACCAUGAUUGUUGACGCCAGGCCAUUUGUGCCCAACGACAGCAUGCACUCCGAUGCACCGUCCAUGCCAGAUAUAUCCACAGGGGCAAACAAUCCUGCUGGUAGUUCCAGCAGUAGCCAAAGUAAUAUUGCAAAUCCCAAUAGAAACGAACAUCUCACAAGUCAUCAGCAACAAUUAGGAGAUAGACUUUAUCCUAGAGUAUACAAUCUUCACCCUACGUUUGCGGGUCGCAUCACCGGCAUGCUUUUGGAGCUGUCUCCAGCGCAGCUUCUCCUCCUCUUAGCGUCCGAGGACUCGUUGCGCGCCAAAGUGGAAGAAGCAGUCGAGAUGAUAUUGGCUCAUUCUCAUUCGCAGCAGGAGCUGACGUCCGAAGCGCUCUUAGAGCUAGAUGUUUUUUCGUUGACAGAUCGAGGCCCGUCGUCGCGGAAGCAGAGCGGCGCCGCGCGUUCGACCGCCGCCGGCGAGAACGCGGCCGCCGCCGAAGAGAUGCCGCAAGACGAGGAGGACAACGCGCCGCUCUUCUACUGCCCGGGAAAAAGAGGCUUCUACGCGCCGAGACAGGGCAAAGCUUCGUUCGAACGGAUGAACGCGUUCAGGAACGUGGGCAGGUUGUUGGGACUGUGUUUGUUGCAAAACGAGCUGUGUCCCAUUUUCCUUACGCGACACGUUCUAAAAUCCAUUCUGGGCCGGCCGAUUAAGUUCCACGAUCUGGCCUUCUUCGACCCCGUCAUCUACGAAUCGCUCAGGCAACUGGUGGUCGAUGCCGAAACCAAAGAUAGCAACAGUCUUUUCUCUGCAUUGGAUCUUAAUUUUACGAUCGAUUUAAAUCCUGAAGAAGGUGGCGGCACAGUUGAAAUCAUGCCCGGCGGUAAGGAAACGGAAGUGACAUCAGCUAACGUGUACGAUUACGUCAGAAAGUACGCCAAGUACAGGAUGAUUAAGGUCCAAGAAAAAGCAAUAGAGAGUAUUCGUUCUGGAGUUUUUGACGUUUUACCGGAAGGUUCUUUGGACGGUUUAACGGCCGAAGAUCUUCGCCUCCUCCUUAACGGCGUAGGCGACAUUAACGUUGCCGUUCUAAUUUCCUACACUUCCUUUAACGACGAAUCGAACGAGAACAUCGAGAGGCUUGUUAAAUUUAAACGGUGGCUCUGGUCGAUUGUCGAAAAAAUGUCUCAUCUUGAGCGACAAGAUUUGGUAUACUUUUGGACAGGUUCACCAGCGCUACCGGCUAGUGAAGACGGUUUCCAACCUAUGCCGUCAGUAACAAUUCGCCCUGCAGAUGACGCCCAUUUGCCGACAGCCAACACUUGCAUCUCCCGACUUUAUAUUCCUUUAUACAGCAGCAGAACCGUACUCAGGCAAAAGCUGCUGCUGGCCAUUAAAACAAAGAAUUUUGGUUUCGUGUGAUCAUAUUUAUUUUAAGCCGCACUCUUUCUUUCUUAUAAACUUGAGUUUAAUAAAUUUUGUUUCAUGAAGGUGAUGUUUAUGAUUGACAAAAAUUAAGGGUAUUGUGAUUGUUGAGUGAUAAUCUUGUAAAUACAUUCAGUAGAAAGGCACAUAAUCAUAAAUGCGCUCAAAUAUUAUUUUAUACACUUGUGCCAAUUAUUACAAUAUACUGCUUUAAGUUUAAUAUCAUCUGUUAUGGCAGUUGUCUUAUCUACACCCUGUAUAGAAAGUAUUUCCCUUAUUUUCGAAUAUAUACUUAAAUAGUGCAACAAAAACAGAUCACUUACUUAGUUUGCAACCUUUUUUUGUUCAUAAAAAUAUCUUGUUAACAAUUAAUGUAAUCUUUCAUUAAUAUAAUUUCAUGCAAAAAAUAAUAAAUAAAUAAGUUUAGUUGGUAUUUAGGAAUAAUUCGAAUUCUAGUUAUCAUACAAUAUAGCGAUUUCGAUUAUCAGACUGUAAAACUGAUGGAAUGAAAUGUCUACAUUAAUUAGCAUUUGUAUAUAUGGAAAUUUGAUAAGCCUUAUUAAAUAAUAAACACAUUUUAAAACAAAAC